This is a messenger RNA of Scaptodrosophila lebanonensis, 746 nucleotides long. Its product is annotated as cysteine-rich venom protein 6. The transcript has 2 exons. Lineage: Eukaryota; Metazoa; Arthropoda; Insecta; Diptera; Drosophilidae. Bases 54 to 314 code for a protein of 86 amino acids. The record is from RefSeq and is a predicted model, not a curated record.
UGGCUGAGACCGCACCUGGCAGGUGGAAAUAAAAAAUCAGAGCAGCGGCUAAGAUGAUGAGACAAUAUCUAUUAUUGGUGCUGAGCUGUCUUGCAAUUGUUGGGCUUGUAUGCGCCCAGAUAGGCACGCCUCGCAAGUGCGGACCGAAUGAGUCGUAUUUGGCCUGCGGCCCCAGCUGCCAGACCGAGUGCGACACCCUGGGCCAGCCGUGCCUGAUCAGGCACAUACGCUGUCCGGAUGGCUGCUACUGCAACAAGGGCUACGCGCGCAAUCCACUGGGACGAUGCAUACCCCUGGCGAACUGCAAAGAGUGACUUCUGGUGUCUCCCCCCAAAACAACAGAGUGCUAGUUGUAUAAACAAAGAAGAAGAAUCAACAGAUUAACAACUUGAACGAGUUUUUGUUUAUUCUUAGUGCUUUAUUUGACUUAAAACAGUGCUCGAUUGAAUGUGAACAGCGGGGACAAACACAAGACAAGUCUCAGACCCAAAAAAUAAUGAAAAUCAAUAAUAAAUAAAUAUGUUAAAUUUAAAUCAAAGCCAAUAAACAAUUUUGUACUAAUAUGCCGAACUGGUUGAAAAGUAUUUCAACAAAAGAAUAACGUCCAUUAGAAAGAAAUUAUAAGCAACAGCUAAUCAAAGUGUUUCCGGGUUUUCAGUCUUUUUUCUGUUUAAUAAUAAGUAUGGAUAGAGUAUAUUUAAAUUCAACCCAUUGUAUGUCAAUAAAUAAAUGAAAUCAAGGAGUUA